CGGAGCCUCGGCAGCCGCCGCCGCCGCGCCCGGCGGUGUCAGUGCCACGGUGUCCGCCGGGGAGCGAAAGGCAGCGCCGGCGCCCGCCCGCCCGAUCCCCGCGGCCAGGCCCCCGCAUGCAGCCCUCACCCUGGAGCGGCGGCGGCGGCGCAUCGAGGAGCUCUCGCGGUCCUCCCGGCAGCGGCUGCUGCAGUCGCGGGACAGGAUGUUCUCCAAGUUCACCUCCAUCCUGCAGCACGCCGUGGAGGCGCUUGCACCUUCCCUUCCAUUACAAGAAGAUUUUGUUUACCACUGGAAAGCCAUCACCCAUUACUACAUAGAGACCUCAGAUGACAAAGCUCCUGUGACUGAUACCAACAUUCCUUCUCACCUGGAACAGAUGUUGGAUAUUCUAGUUCAAGAAGAAAAUGAGAGGGAAUCAGGCGAAACAGGACCAUGUAUGGAAUAUUUGCUACAUCACAAGAUUUUGGAGACUCUCUACACACUAGGAAAAGCUGACUGUCCUCCAGGAAUGAAACAGCAAGUUCUGGCUUUUUACACAAAGCUUCUUGGAAGAAUACGGCAACCUCUUCUCCCCCACAUAAAUGUGCACAGACCAGUGCAGAAAUUAAUCCGGUUGUGUGGUGAAGUUCUGGCAACACCAACAGAAAAUGAAGAAAUUCAGUUUCUCUGUAUAGUAUGUGCAAAGCUGAAACAAGAUCCAUACCUGGUCAACUUCUUCCUUGAGAAUAAGUUAAAAGCAAUGGCUUCGAAAGAAUCAGCAAGUGUAAUCACAGAAGACAUGAUAAAAGACCAAGACUCUGUGACAACAGACACAGGACAAGCUGAAGAAAUGCCCAGUGCAGCCGGAGUGGAGCACAUGGAGAGGGAAGAUGAGCUCCCACAACCGACGGAUGAUCUCUCCUUCAGUCUGGAUGAACUAAAUGUCACGUCAUCACCCGAGUCCUCCACUGUUUGUCCAAAUCAAGACUAUAAUUUAGUGAAUUCUCUACUAAACCUCACUAAAAGUCCCGACGGCCGGAUAGCAGUGAAGGCCUGUGAAGGCCUCAUGCUUUUGGUGAGUUUGCCAGAACCAGCAGCUGCCAAGUGCCUGACCCAAAGCACUUGUUUAUGUGAAUUGUUGACAGACAGGCUGGCCACCCUCUACAAAGCCUUGCCUCAGUCACUGGAUCCCUUAGACAUUGAAACAGUGGAGGCAAUUAACUGGGGUUUGGAUUCCUAUAGCCACAAAGAAGAUGCAUCUGCUUUUCCAGGGAAAAGAGCGUUGAUUUCGUUUCUUUCUUGGUUUGACUACUGUGAUCAGCUCAUCAAAGAAGCACAAAAGAUGACUGCUGUUGCUAUGGCAAAAGCUGUGCGGGAACGAUUUUUCAUUGAUGUUAUGGAACCUCAGCUGAUGCAAACUUCAGAGAUCGGAAUCCUCACAUCAACUGCACUAUUGCACCGCAUUGUUCGUCAGGUCACUUCAGAUGUCCUGCUGCAGGAACUUGUGUAUUUUAUACUUGGAGAACACAGAGACCCGGAAACCUUGGCAGACAUCAACAGGCAUCCAUUGAGACACAGGUUAAUCGAGCACUGUGAUCAUAUUUCUGACGAGAUCAGCAUAAUGACUUUACGAAUGUUUGAGCACCUAUUGCAAAAACCCAAUGAGCACAUUCUUUAUAAUUUGGUUCUGAGAAAUUUGGAAGAAAGAAACUAUAUGGAAUACAAGCCCCUCUGUCAAGAAGAUAAAGAUGUGGUAGAGAAUGGACAGAUUGCUGGAGCAGUAGACCUGGAGGAAGAUCCAUUAUUUACUGAUCUGUCUCCAGAUAACACAUUGUCAGCACAGGAGUGGCUCAGUGCUUCUCCACCUGUCAGUCCAGAACAUCCAAAAAAUGAUGGGAAGACUGAAGUUCAUAAAAUUGUAAAUAGUUUUCUCUGUCUUGUACCUGAUGAAGCAAAGUCGUCAUACCAUGUGGAGGGUACAGGUUAUGAUACUUACCUCAGAGAUGCCCACAGACAAUUCCGGGAUUAUUGUGUCAUUUGCUUACGGUGGGAGUGGCCUGGAUCUCCCAGAUCUUUGGAAAAGUGCAAUUUAGAAGCGUCAUUCUUUGAAGGACACUUCUUGAAAGUCCUGUUUGAAAGAAUGGGAAGGAUUCUUGAUCAGCCCUAUGAUGUAAAUUUACAAGUUACGUCAGUGUUGUCCAAACUGUCCCUGUUUCCCCAUCCUCAUAUACAUGAAUACCUUUUGGAUCCCUAUGUAAACCUUGCCUCUGGCUGCAAGUCUCUCUUCUCUGUGAUUGUCAGGGUCGUCGGGGACCUCAUGGUAAGAAUCCAGCGCAUCCCAGAUUUCACUCCCAAACUUCUGCUGGUCAGAAAACGCCUACUGGGCUUGGAGCCCGAAGGGCCCAUCAUUGACCACAUGACGUUACUAGAGGGCGUGAUUGUGCUGGAAGAGUUCUGCAAAGAGCUGGCAGCGAUCGCCUUUGUGAAGUACCACACCUCGGCCACGCCGUGAGCAGCCCUGGGGGGUCAGGCUGGGAAGCCACCAGGCUCCCUUCAGCCACAGGUCCAUUGACAACACCCAAAGAGAAGAGGUGGUGCCUCCUGGAAAAAUGUAAGGGGACGUUUGGCAGAACUGGAAAACAACUUCCUUUCACCAGAUGUUCAGAUUGCGAGAGAGGAGGAUUCAAGUGGACCUCGAGUGAAGGCAUUUUGGGAGAAACCAAAACAUAGCAUUUCUAGCCACUGUGUGAAGAGCUGCAAAAGCUGCAUGAAGAACCACAGACAUCAGACCUUGGUUAUUCUAAUGACAGUGUUUAGAGAGUUUGGUCUUAUGUUCUGGGGCUCACAUGUACUUUGUGACCAUAUUAGUUUUAAAAAGCAAAUUAAUUUUAUAACAUUUUUAUGUCUUAAUUCUUCUUCUUUUCUGUUGGAGAUAUGAAAGGAAAUCAUAGUUGCAAUGUAUGUUAUUAAAAACGAUGAGGUUCAAAAAAUCCACCAAUCCAUAUACAGUAGGAUAUGUUAAUGAGGGGUCAUUUUUGUUUUGGUGGAUCUUAAAGACAACUCUGAGCUUGAUUCCUCAAUGGAUUACUUCAAGAGAUAUGUCAGUAUAAAAUCAAUACUGAUGAAAUUAAUCCUGAUUCGGCAUCACAUCCAUAACAAAUAUAUCUGAAGUGUACAUGUUUGUAGCAUGCUUGUCUCUCUCAUUCCAAGCUAUUGAUCUCAGGUCAUCUGCAUAACUAGAUUUGCUUUAGUUUUUUUCAUGAGAAUUGUAGACGUUUGACCCAUGUCACCUUUACAGAGAGGUUAAUUCUAGGUCAUUAGUAGUUGUUGCUGAAACAGUAUUUUUAAUUUCUUUUAAAUUGGUAUAUAGCCCGAAUUGCUUUAAGAAUCUUCUGUGCCUUGAAAAUUGGCAGCAUUCUGUUAUUUUUUGAGAUGUUUCUGUUGCUUACCUAACCAUCACAGUGAUGCCAACUCAGUUAAAACAUUGAUAACUUAUACAGGACCAAAAUUUGCACCUGCUUUUCAUAAUGCUGGGAUGCAGGAAUGCCUUUCAGUGAAUCCUUUUCAGUAUGAAUGCCAUCAGCCAGGGCAGGUGUUGGCACUGCAAGUGGAGGCCACGUCAGUGUGCUUUGCUUCUGUUGGUGGUAGCCUGUACUUGGCAGAGUUCUUACUGAGCACUGGCAGGUGUGGGGGGCUGUGCUUGAACCUUCCAGUCACACUGGAUGUCUGGGGUGAGAGACCUGUCCUGACCUCACACACGUGUGCAGGACCCCUCCUAUGAACGUACCAUGGGCAGGCAAUGUAGAGCUUCACUCCUGUUUACAUUGUGUUUCUUCAUUUGUCUUUCCUCCUGCCCUGUUUGCACAGUUAAAGCCCAUUUCAGAUCUCACUGCUCACAUACAAUGAUGGACUAAUUUACUCAGUCACUAGAUUUUUUCUGGAUUUACAUGACUGUAGCAGAGAAUCAGAUUUUGCUCUGAAUCCAUGCCUUCGAGGUCUUGUUUUUUAAUAUUUAUGGAGCCUGGAUGUUGAGAGGCCUUUUAAGUUAGCAGGUUAAUUAGAGCAGUGUCACAGUUAAUGGGCUAAAUUUAUUGUUGUCAGCAGUGAAGAGGGUCCUGCUGUAAAAGCUUCCAGUACAGGUUCAGCUGGAGAAAGUAGCUAUGGAACUGGGGAAACAUUUUGGCAAGUAAAACCUGUAUGCAAUGGCUUCCUGUACUGGGACACUUUUAAAAAGUGUGGCAUUUCUCUGGCAAACAAAAGCGUGUUUUACUUCCUCAUCUGUUUGUGUGAGGAUUCUUUUUCUUAUGAAUUUAGCCCAAAAUUGUUUUCAUGUCCAAGUAGCACGGUAGGAUAUAGUUAAUAAAAUGACACUUUUUUCAUUUUUGUUCUUUAGAAACAUACCUUGAAAGCAGCAAAUCAUUUUUAGUGAUCUGUAUUGCAGUUGGUCUGCAUUAGAAGCUUCAUUGAUACCUGACACAUAGUUUAGAACACGUUGAUGUCUUUGCAGAGAGAUGUUUAAUACAUAUAUUUGUUAUAAAUAAGGUCCCAAUUCAGCAAAACAGUUAAACAUAAGCUUAAUUUCAAGAAUUUUUGUCCUUAAAUUGCAAUUUUUUACAUAAACAAAGUUAAGCUAUUGAGCACAAAUAGUGAUGCUUUACUGAAUUUGGGUCUUUUUUGAUUUUGCUUGAGCUUAAUUACUUUUUCCUCAAAUUUUCUAUUUUCAUUAUUUUUUUUUUUAAGUGUAUGCUCCAGAGUACUUCUGAUGUCCCAGUUUCAGUGGAAACUGGAAGCAGUAAUGCUACUAUAAAUGAAAAUGAGAGAAAUGUUAAAACUUCCAAGAGCAUUCCAAGUAAUAUAAGAAUUUAUAAUGCCAUUCAAGAGAUGCCUGAUCUCAAAUGAAAGCAUUAACAUCAACCUCUUUUAUUGUCAUUGCUGUUUUCACUGAUACCUGAGCUCAUUACACUGUAAUGCCUCUGUGGCAUUUUAAUGCAAAACAGUUUGCCAAGCUGCAAACACAGUUCCUUAAGCUUGUCCAUGAGAAAAAUAAGUAGAUAUAACUAUAAUCAGUCUGAAAUUCAGGCUGUAAUUGUACAGUCUCCAGUGACAUUGGUGAUGUUCUUGCAAAUCAAAUGUUAUUUAGUUCAUCAAUUUAUAAGACAUGGAUCCAUCCUGAUAGAAGUCAAGCAAUCCUUAAAGUUGCUUUAGCCUAAACUGUUCUUGUGAGUGCUGCCUCCAAACCCUUAAUUACUAUACCUGAUGACAAUGACCUUUAUUUUUGUAAAAGUGAUUUAAUCUUCCAUAAGAGAUGGAACUCGUUUAAUUAUUUUUGUGGUGAUAUUUUUCAUGCACUUUUUUUUUUUUUAACAAAAGGUUAGAAGUUAGUUGAGGUCCAUGUUUUCACCUUUUCGAUCUAUGCAUGUCAUUGAGGUGCCCAUUUUGUUUGUGUGUGUGUGUGUCUGUAUGUGGUUAUUUAUUACCCAGAGAGGGCCACCUGAGAAAAUAUAAGGCCUGAAAAGUUCAUGGCAUAUGCAGAUCCUUCAGAUGUCAGUGGGAAAUGUGAGUGCUUACCCCUUAGAAAAUAGGGCCACUAGUAUUAGAUUGGAAUACUUGAGAGGUAAUACUAGAAUAAUUUUUUAUUUCAAAAGGCAGACCCCACCCACAUUUUAAUCCUGAUGCACAUGUGUGUAAAUAGAAGCAUUUUUUACAUUUUUUCUCAUUUAUAGUAUGUAUUUGAUUUAGAGUCUGAUUUAGAAAAUUUUGUAAUAAGCCAUGUGGUAGCUCUGGUAGAACAAGUUUGUCCUUAGUUUCUCAUAUGACUGUAAUAUUCCUGGUAUUCAGAUUCUGUCUGUGUAAUGUUCUUACUAUAUAUUGUCUGUGCAAUAUAAAAGCUGUGACUUGAUACACAGCUUGAGUCUGGCUGUAUAUCACCUAUGUAUAUAUAUAUAUACACAUAUAUAUAUAAAAGGACCAGAAUCCCGAGCUUGCUUACACUAUGAUUAGUGUAAAGAUUGCCACACUUGAUUUUACAGGGCACAAGUAAUCAUGGAAUGGCUUUGUAAUGCAUGGUAAUUUCUACCAUAACCUGCUGCGUAAUCUCACAGAUGACAUUCUCUUAGCGCUCUUUGUCUUGCUAAAAGAAAUACUAACCCAAAGUGCUUGGUAAAAUCAAAGGGUCCUGUAGUAGACCUGGGGCUACAUGGAAAAUCCAUACCUGAUAUUGCAUAUCAUACAGGGUUUUCAAAACAUGUUCUUCAUGCUUACUGUGCCCUGUAAAAUAAUGUAACUAUAUAAAAUAUAUACUCCUUGUUUUGCCUCCUGCCUUGUUUACAUUAAACAGAGGAUAUUCAGUAAAAAUUUUCUAUUAAACUUUGUGUAGGUCACUUACUAACAGUGUUGCCAAGGUUUCACAGGUGUGGGAUUUCCAGUGAGGAAUUGUUGAAACAGCCACAUUACCAGACAUACAAUAUUAAGUUUUAUGAAGGAGGUUGUGGUAAAUUCAACUUUUUGUGCUAAAAAAUGCAUGGAGGAUUAAAAGGGAUAUUCUCAAAAUAAAUUAAUUUCAACGAA
Messenger RNA from Pipra filicauda (Wire-tailed manakin), 6549 nucleotides. It is a transcript of the gene FHIP2A, whose product is annotated as FHF complex subunit HOOK interacting protein 2A. Lineage: Eukaryota; Metazoa; Chordata; Aves; Passeriformes; Pipridae. Bases 206 to 2494 code for a protein of 762 amino acids. The record is from RefSeq and is a predicted model, not a curated record. The transcript has 17 exons.